UGGCCUGUGCGCAUGUGCGAAGGUGUCCAAACUGACAAUGCUUGUGAGAUGAAGAUAGUGUUGUUGCUGCUUCUGGGCUCAAGGAGGACGAGAGGAAUCUACAAGCCGACAAGAUGAGAUCCAAGGCGAGGGCGCGGAAACUGGCCAAAAACGACAGUGAGGCGGUAGAUAGCGUGUUUGCCACAGAGCCCUGCAUGCCCGGUGGUGGCGGAGGGGACAGUGCGGACGAGGAGACAGAAGAUGGCAUCAUGUCGCCCAUCCCCCCGGGCCCCCCCUCGCCGCACCCCAACGACGAGGACUUCACGCCCAAAGAGGGCUCGCCCUACGAGGUGCCCGUCUACAUUCCAGACGACAUUCCCAUCCCCGCCAACCUGGAGCUGCGCGAGUCCUCCAUGCCCGGCGCCGGACUGGGCAUCUGGGCCAGGUGCCACAUCGAGAUGGGCGAGCGCUUCGGACCCUACAGCACCUCCACCUGCACCAGCCUCAAAGAGACCACUUACGGAUGGGAGCAGAUGCUGAACGAUCAUGACGUCUCGUCCCAAGAUGGCUGCAUCAAAAAGGUGGUGGAUGAGAUGGGUAAUAUGAAGUUCUGCAUGGACUCAGAGCUGGACGGCAGUGGGAGCUGGCUCAAGUACGUCCGCACUGCCCUCUCCUACGAGGACCAGAACCUCACAGUCUGUCAGCUCAAUGGAGACCAGAUCUAUUAUAAAGCCAUCAGAGACAUCGAGAUCGGGGAGGAGCUGUUGGUGUAUAUGAAGGACGGGGUUUUCCCGGAGGGAUCGAUGGCACCGAAUCUGGAAGACGAGCACAUGUACCGGUGCGAGGAGUGUGACGAGCUGUUCACCUCUAAGCUGGAGCUGCGGCGGCACCAGAAGUACCAGUGUGGCAGUGCCACGUCGCUCUUCGACACGCUCAGCGGAGACGACUUCAAGCAGGAGAAGGACGACAACGACGAGCCCGUCCACGAGUGCAAGGACUGCGAGAAGGUCUUCCCCAGCGAGUACAGUCUGGGUCAGCAUAUGAUUGUGCACACAGAGGAGAGGGAGUAUAAGUGUGAUCAGUGCCCAAAGGCCUUCAACUGGAAGUCUAACCUCAUUCGGCACCAGAUGUCACACGACAGCGGCAAGCGCUUCGAAUGUGAAAACUGUGAUAAGGUGUUCACAGACCCCAGUAACCUGCAGCGCCACAUCCGCUCGCAGCACGUUGGCGCGCGUGCCCACACAUGCCCCGAGUGUGGCAAGACCUUCGCCACGUCGUCGGGCCUCAAGCAGCACAAGCACAUUCACAGCAGUGUCAAGCCGUUCAUCUGUGAAGUGUGUCACAAGUCCUACACGCAGUUCUCCAACCUGUGCCGGCACAAGCGCAUGCACGCCGACUGCCGCACGCAGAUCAAGUGCAAGGACUGCGGCCAGAUGUUCAGCACCACCUCCUCGCUCAACAAGCACCGGCGCUUCUGCGAGGGCAAGAACCACUACGCCCCCGGGGGCAUGUUCUCCCCGGGCAUCCCGCUGAGCUCCAGCCCCAUCAUGGCCAAGGCCAAGGGCCACCCGGGCCUCAACCACGCCGGCCUGGGCUUCGGCGACUACUUCCCGUCGCGCGCGCACCACGCCGGCCUGUCCUUCUCGCCCGCGUCCUUCCCGGGGCUGCCGCACGGCUUCCCGGGCCUGUUCCCGCACUCGCUGUACCCGCGCCCGCCGCUGCUGCCCCCGAGCUCGCUGCUCAAGAGCCCCAUGGGGGGGCCGCAGGACGGCAAGAUGCCCCGCAGCCCGCUGGACGGCCCUCCGCUCUCGCUGGUCACCUCGCUGGGCAGCUCCGGCAACGGCAACAGCCACGGCGGUCAGAUGAUGGACGGGGAGCGCGGCGAGGGCAAGGGAGAGCUGGCGUACGGCGGCAGCGGUGGUGAGGCGGGCAAGGCCAAGGGCAAGCUGAGCGACGGCUCGGACGCCAGCGACCUGGAGGACGUCAACACCACCAGCGGCACCGACCUGGACACCACCACGGGCGAGAACACGGCGUCCGGCUCCGAGCUGGACAGCGACGGCGAGGAGGAGAGCGAGCGCGAGCGCGAGAAGCGCGAGCGGGUCAGCGGCAAGCAGGACGACCUGGGCGCGCUGGGCAUGUCCGGCUCGGCGCCGUGCCCGGACCGGCCCUUCCUGGGCGGCCACCAGCACUCCUUCUUCCCCCCGCCGGACGAGCAGGCUCUGCCCCCGAGCGCCUCGGCCGCCGGCGCCUCCACCGACUCCAUCAAGGCCAUCGCCUCCAUCGCCGAGAAGUACUUCGGCCCGGGCCUCAUGGGCCUGCAGGAGAAGAAGAUGGCCGCCCUGCCCUACCACUCCAUGUUCCCCUUCCAGUUCCUGCCCAACUUCCCGCACUCGCUCUACCCCUUCGCCGACCGCGCCCUCAACCCCAACAUGUUCUUCAAGGCCGAGCCCAAGUCGCCCCGCGAACAGCAGCGAUCCGGUGCUGCCGGAGCCGAGUCGCCCUUCGACCUCACGACCAAACCGAAGGAGGCGAAAGCGCCCGUGCCCCAGUCCCCGGCGACCAAGGCGGCCGCGCCGGGCGGUACGCCCCUCCUCCCGGGCGAGGAGCAGCCGCUCGACCUGAGCAUCGGCAGCCGCAGCCGCGCCAGCCACAACGGAGGCACGGCGCCCCCUGGCGACCACCGCAAGAACCACAUGUUCGGCAGCGGCGGCGGCGGUAGCAGCAGUGGACUGGCCCAGCACCCCCCUCCCCAGCAGCCCUCCCUGCACUACGCCAAGCCCUCGCCCUUCUUCAUGGACCCCAUCUACAGGGUGGAGAAGAGGAAGCUGAUUGACCCUGUGGGAGCACUGAAGGAGAAGUACCUGCGGCCCUCACCCCUGCUGUUCCACCCUCAGGUGUCGGCGAUGGAGAACAUGACGGAGAAGCUGGAGAGCUUCGGAGCAGCGCUGAAGCUGGACGCGCCCAACUCCCUGCAGCACUCCUCCCACCACCUGUUCAACUUCCGCUCGCCCCCGCCCUCCCUCUCCGACGCCAUCCUGCGCAAGGGCAAGGAGCGAUACACCUGCAGAUACUGUGGGAAAAUCUUCCCCCGAUCGGCUAACCUUACCAGGCACUUACGAACACACACAGGGGAACAACCCUACCGAUGUAAAUACUGUGAUCGCUCGUUCAGUAUUUCCUCCAACCUCCAGAGGCACGUGCGUAACAUCCAUAACAAGGAGAAGCCCUUCAAGUGUCACCUGUGUAACCGCUGCUUCGGCCAGCAGACCAAUCUGGACCGCCACCUGAAGAAGCACGAACACGAGAACAUCCCUGUGAGUCAGCACUCUGGAAUUCUGUCCAAUCUGGGCACGAACAUCUCGUCUCCGAACUCCGAACCGGACAAUCACGCACUUUUAGAUGAGAAGGAGGACUCCUACUUCUCCGAAAUUAGGAACUUCAUUUCUAACAGCGAGCUAAACCAAGCGUCCAGCUCUACUGAUAAAAGGUCAGAGGUUGUGGAGGAGGAGCGUCCCACAGGCCUUGCCCUGUCAGGCUCCAAGCUGAGCUCGGAGGCUCUGGAGGAAGAGGAGGAGGAGGAGGUGGAGGGCGACGAUGAAGACGAGGAGGAGGGGAGCCUGACGGAGAAGUCUCAGGACGAGACGGCCUCGCCUGCCACCAUGGGCCAGGGGGCCUUCGACGAGGAAGAGGAGCCUGCGUCACUGGCCAUGAGCUACGAGCACACCCGCAGGUGUAUAGAGGAGGACUCGGGGCUGUUAGACUUGGAGCCCUUGCCUCCGUUCCCCAAGGCCAUGGAGCUCCAUAAGGCAUCUGAGGAGCCGUUUGACGUUAAAGACAUUUUUAACACCUCCAUAGAGUCGGAGGCGCUCAAAGAGACGCUGUUCAGGCAGGCUAAAACCCAGGCUUAUGCAAUGAUGCUGUCUCUGUCUGAGAACAACCCUCUGCACGCGUCCUCCCAGAGCUCGCUGGACGCCUGGCUGAACAUGGGCGGAGGCUCGGCCGACACCAGCAGCUUCCACCCCCUCAACCACAUCUAGCCGCCCGGAGAGGACCAGAGGGAGAGCAGGCAGACACCCACACCGCCACGACUGGAGGGGAGGAGAGAGAGAGAGAGAGUGAGCGACGGAUAGAGAGAAAUAGAGUGAGAAUGAGAGAGAGAAAGAGAGAGACACGCCAGAUUCAUACAGACCUGCUGUCCACCGUGAGAGGAAGCGACAGAGCUGAGGCCUGCUACCUGAUGACAGAGCGCGGUUGCCGUGGACGCGGUCUUUAUUCUGUAGCUGUAAAGGACAAAAGAAAACAAUAACAACGACAAAGUGACUAACUCCUCCCCCUCCUCUGCAUCAGACGCUCCUGACCAAUCUCAGACCAAGACUGCUACAGUGAGCCACAGAA
Sardina pilchardus (European sardine) is the source of this 4377-nucleotide messenger RNA. RefSeq names its product PR domain containing 16 (gene prdm16). Lineage: Eukaryota; Metazoa; Chordata; Actinopteri; Clupeiformes; Clupeidae. Gene Ontology annotation, molecular function: histone H3K9 methyltransferase activity; protein binding. The record is from RefSeq and is a predicted model, not a curated record. The coding region runs from base 114 to 4019 and encodes 1301 amino acids. The transcript is spliced from 20 exons.